AGUGACUGAUCAUCUGACAUACACAACUUAAUCUCAGUAAAAAUUGAAGCAACAAUAUCUUUGAAAAUGAAGCACAUUAUCCUGUCUGUUUUCCUUGUUCUUGUCUGCGGUGCACAGCUUCAUGGGGUGAAUGCUGCUGGUGAGUGUGGGAGAGCAUCCCCAGAGAGAGAGGCAUUUAAACUUGCUCCCUGUGCUGAGGCAUCCGAGGAUGAGAAUGCCCCGGUUUCAGACAGCUGCUGCGCUAGGAUUAAACAGUUGGGUCGAAACCCAAGCUGCCUCUGUGCUGUUAUGCUCUCCCACACUGCCAAAAGUGCAGGAGUCAAAGCUGAGAUUGCUGUCACAAUCCCUAAGCGAUGCAACAUUGUUGAUCGUCCUGUUGGUUACAAGUGUGGCGCUUACACAUUGCCUUGAAGAGUGCAAAUUGAAGAACUCAUCUUACUGUAUCACGAUCUUUCUGUGAAUAAGAAUUGGACAUGGACCUGGAAGUUUGCAUCUGUAUUUAGCUUUUCUAAUAACAGAUGUAAUACAACCUCAUCAAUAUGAAUAAAUGAUUUGUUUUCAGUUCA
Molecule: messenger RNA, 566 nt
Organism: Chenopodium quinoa (quinoa)
Lineage: Eukaryota; Viridiplantae; Streptophyta; Magnoliopsida; Caryophyllales; Amaranthaceae
Exons: 2
Coding region: 67-411 (114 amino acids)
Biological process (GO): systemic acquired resistance
Molecular function (GO): fatty acid binding
Source: RefSeq, a predicted model, not a curated record